CGAGGGAGGAGACCGCAGAACACGUCAGGGGCCUCCUUUGGUCGUUCGGCGGCACGGCGGCCGUCUGACGCCGCUGGGCGGUAGGUGGCGCCGGCGCGGCGGUCGCGGCGCACUAUGAGCGGCUCACUGUCGACCGGCCGGCGGCGCAAGAAGCGGCGGCAGCGGCAGCGUCCCGCCGGCGGUGAGGAGAACCCGCUGAACCUGUCGCUGCCGCUGGAGGUGGAGGUGCGCGAGUCGGCCUGGUACCCGAGCGGCGAGAGGAGCUCCAAACUGGACGCCGCCGCGGCAGCGGCUGAGCUGUCCCCGGACGGCCGCGAUGACGCGUCUCAGUCUGAGUUCCUGGGAGUUCGCGCCGCCCUGGAGGAGCAGACCGAUCUCGGCUUGCACAUCAACGAAAAGGGUAACCAGAUAUGUCAGCUGCGCUGGGCCGACUUCAGCCAGCGCGUGCCGUCCCACUGGACCGAGCGGCACCCGAACGUGUGUCCCCUCUGCAAGAAGAAGCUCAGCUCGCGCUUCUCGCUGUCCCGACACUACAUCGACGUCCAUCACAGGGAGGAGAAGAAACUCCCGACGCCGGCGCCGUGCCGCUUCUGCUCCAAGAUCCUGUACAACCAGUCCACGCUGAACCGACACGUGCUGACCGUACACAAGGAGGAGGCGCUGGCGCUAGCGGCGGCGGUCGGCACGGGUCGGGGGGCGGCCGCCGCCGCCGCCCCCGCCCCGGCCGCUGACCCGAGCCCGCCGCCAGCGCCCCUCUCCACUGGCUACUACUGCGCACUGUGUCAGCAGCGGCACCGGCGCAAAUCGGAGGUCACCCGGCACAUGCAGCUGCUGAAACUACAGAGCCCCAAGGGUGCGACACGGACCGGGCUGGCGCCGAAAAUACAGAGCCCGAGAGCGGGGCGGUCGAGCACCGCAGCUAGGCAGGCCAGCGCUGGUGCGGCGGAGGACUCUGUGUCUGCCGAGGAAGGCAGCUCUGCUCCGGAGACCUCCAACGGUCCGCUCAUCUCACCGGCGCUCACCGCACUCUCACGGGAACUCACGACCACGGCGCCGUUUCCCUGUUCAGUCUGCAGCCGAACGUUUUCGGAUCAGGAGCGUCUGAUCGCUCACCUGGCGAGUCACCUCAGGGAUAAUCAUUCAGACUCGGCGCCGUCGGGUCUGUGUCCGCUCUGUGAGCUGACCGUCCCCCAGCUGGCCAGCCACGUCCGGGACGCGCACUGCCGAGUCUGCGCCCGCUGCGGACUCAUACUACCUGAGGCGCUCAUGGAGCGGCACCUCACCGCGCACGAUCUCAAGAUGGCCUUCUGGUGCCCGGUGUGCGGCCAGCGCGAGGACCGACGACAGAAGAUGAUGCAGCACAUCAGCGAGCGCCACGAGUACAUCGCCGAGGGCUCUCAGUUCCAGUGCGGCUCCUGCGGCCACGUGCGGUCCCACAACCUAGUCACUCACUGCCUGAAACACGCCCGCGACGACGCGCUCACCGCCUACUGGUUCAAAACCGACGUUCUGUCUCCGCUGGAGCAGCGCGGCCUGGAGGCCGGCCGACUGCUCCGCUCGUCCUCUGACGACUCGUCGCUGCAGUGGCUGCCGGUGGCCGCCGCCGAGCCUGCCGCCGCCGCCGUCGCCUCCGGUCUCAGCGUGCACCUGCUGCAGGCCUGUGACGGCGUGCCGGGCGCCGGACUGGACGCGGCCGCGCUCCUCUCGGCCGCGCUGUGUCCCGUGUGCGCGGCGCCCACCCCGUCGGGCCGCCAGCUGGGUGCCCACCUGCAGCGGCACGGCGAGCUGCCGGUGCUCUUCUGUCCCAGCUGCCCGCGCACCUUCUGCCGGCCGGAGCGGGCGCGCCGCCACCGCUGCGGCCGGCUGCUCUGCCUGCUCUGCGGCCUGCAGGUGCCCUCGGCGGUGGUGGCCGCUCACUGGACGCUGCACGCUGGUGACGACCCGAUCUGUGCGCUGCUGACCCCACAGACGGAGCGAGGGGACGGAGAGGGGUCGGCAGAGAGUGACGAGGAGCCUCCUUGCGGUCUGCUGGAGCGGCAGCUGGCCAGGCAGCUGGCGGGCAUCAAACAGGAGCCGCUGGAUGUGGAGGACGGGGAGGACGGAAUGGGAGAGGUGCCCGGGGAGGAGGAGUUUGAGGAGGGCGAGGACGGCGGCGGGGUUGGUGAGGAUGGUGGCAGUGCCGCUGGUAGUAUCGUUGGUGAUGAUGGUGCCGCCGGCGCUGACGGCGAAGGUGGUAAGAAUGGUGAUGAUGAUAGGGAGGAGGGUGGUGAUGGAAAAGAUGGAAGCAGUGAGAAUGAAAAUGGUCUUGAUGUCGGGACGAAGACGGGCGAGGAAGUGGAAAGGCAGAACGAAACUAAGGAGUGUAGCGACGGAGACGGGAAACAUCGUGAAGAAGAAGAUCUAGAUCGUAAUGUGGGAAGGGACCUUGAUAAGAGGAAAGAAUUAGAUCGUGACGGAGAGAAGGAGCUUGAUAAAGGGAAAGAAGUAGAUCCUGCCGAGGAGCGGGAAAAUAGCGACAGGGAAGAAUUAGCUGGUGGUGCAGACAAAAACACUUAUAACAGUCAUGACGGUGAAAAGUGCGAUGAACCUGAGAAGGGGAAUCCUGAGGCAAACAAUGGCAAUGGCCUAGAGAACGAUGGUAGCUUAAAAGCAAACGGUGCACCACCUGAUUCGAAGGAGUCUGGUGAGAAGCCUGCACUGACGAACGGAGUGGCGGAGGAGCAGAACGGUCGCGACGGCCGUCAGCUCCGAUGUCGGCAUAGGAAGCGAUCUCUGGAUGAAUGUCAUAAACCCUCACCAAAGGAUGGCCGUGAGUCGACGGAGUCGACCGCUGUGAAUCAGAACAACGUCAGUGAUGAAUCUAGUCAGUCGGAGAAAACUCCGGCGGAGGACCCUCCCAAGGAGUGGGCUUCGUUGGGUUUUCCUGCGGCGGACGCCGCUGAGGGUGACACCCCGGUGCGGGAGGCGCGCUCCGAGCGCCGCUCGCCGCCCCGCAAACGCCGCCGCUCGCUGUCUGCGGACGGCAGCGCCGGCGGCGGCUCCCCUAGUCCCGGCGGCCGCGCCGAGCGCCGCUCGCCGCCGGCCACAUUCCGUCCGGAGGAGGGUGGCGCCGAGUCGCCCGAGUCGGACUCCGAGUCUGAGUCUCUGGCCUGCGACCUGUGCCCGCGCCGACUGCGCUCCGUGUCUCAGCUGCGCCGUCACCGGCUGUACCGGCACGGCGAGUGGCGCGGCCCGCUGCGCUGCCCCCGCUGUCCGCGCCGCUUCUUCCUGGCCGCCCACCGGCGGCUGCACGCCUGCGCCGGCGAGGACGCGGCGGGCGGCGCGCGGCCCUGCUGCGGCCGCUGCGGCGCCGAGCCGGCCGCCGGCCGCCCGGCCUGCCUGGUCUCGGCGGCCGGUCGGCGGCUGCGACUCACCGUCUGUGCGCGCUGCGACUGCCCGCUGCCCGGUCCGGACAGCAGCGGCUCGGACAGCUCUGACCGCGCCGGCCGGGACGGCCAGGUGUCGCCGCCGCCGUCCCUGCCCGGCGCCGCCGUCUGCUGCGAGUGUGACGCGCCGCUGGCGGCCGGCGCCGCCGCCCUGCUCCAGGAGGAGGGCGCCGCCGAGACCCCGGGCCCGGCGGCGGCGCGGCUCUGCGUGCCCUGCGCCGAGCAGCGGCUGGCUGCCGAGCCGCGGCUGGCAGCGCGCCUGUGGCGGCCCGAGGCCACGCUGGGCGCUCUAUGGUGUCCGUCCUGCUGCCAGCCCCAGGUCUCCCUCCACCAGCUGCGGCUGCACAGUCUGCGGCAGCACGCCGAUGUCAUGUAGGCGCCCGUGGUGACGUCAUGUGCGCGUCGGUCGCAGUCUGGUGUGACGUCAUCCAUCAGUGUCUGAGCUUGCCAGAGUAGUUUGAGAUUGGCUGUCGGAAGUGUCUGUACGGAGAGGCACAGUGAGCGACACUGCCGGGGUUCAGAACGGGUGCAGCAAGCUUCGUUGUCCUUGUAGUGCGCGCCGCGCCGUCGUCAGGCAGCUAGAAGUCAGGUGAACCGCUGUAUAACGUAGUCUGUAGCGGAACUGGCGUGCGUCGCUUGUUCCUGUGUAUGAGAGUGAUGAUCGGACGCCCCUCGCGACGGGCAUUCCCAAUACUGCUGAAUCGCGCUGCAAUCAACACGCUUUAUAAGUUAACCAAACACGCUUCGUUAUCGUCACGCUGUGUGUGUGUGUGUGUCGUACUUUGUCACGUGUCAGUUAUUUGCUCAUAUUUGUUGGACAUUGGCGUUAUUUUAUUAUCCGUUGCACCUUUUAUAUCAGCUCGUUUAUAGGAACCCAGCGGCAAUCUCGUUUGGUUAACUGUAGCGCUUGUGCUAUGAAUCUGACUAGGGAGCUAAGCGCUCGACAUUCUACUCCAAUGUUGUGUUAACUUCCUCGCCUAGAUAGUACAGUGAUGUGUGAGAGCCAGUGUCAUCCAGGAUCCAACGGGACUGGAAUUUUUCAAAGCCAUUGUUUGUUGUCUUGCAAUAUGACUGUAGCAAGC
Molecule: messenger RNA, 4507 nt
Organism: Amphibalanus amphitrite
Lineage: Eukaryota; Metazoa; Arthropoda; Thecostraca; Balanomorpha; Balanidae
Exons: 10
Coding region: 115-3801 (1228 amino acids)
Biological process (GO): regulation of transcription by RNA polymerase II
Cellular component (GO): nucleus
Molecular function (GO): RNA polymerase II transcription regulatory region sequence-specific DNA binding; DNA-binding transcription factor activity, RNA polymerase II-specific
Source: RefSeq, a predicted model, not a curated record